CAUCCCUUGGAGAAAUGGACAGAACACUAUACGCGGCUGUUACGCGCGGGAAUGUGGAUGCUCUCGCCAAGUUGAUAGAUGAAAAACAUGAGACGAUCGGGAUGCUGCCCCUCCAAAUGGAACCUGAUCAUGCCCCUGUUCACAUUCUCAACCAGUUAACGCCCAGAAGGAAUACACCCCUUCACUUGGCAGCCUAUUAUGGCCAUCUCCAAAUCGUUGAGAUGUUGUUGAAAGUUAUCUGUGAUGACAUAGAGGCAGGGAAUGAAGAAAGCCGCCAAUUUAUUGUAGCCCAGAAUUUACAAGGCGAAACUGCUCUGCAUGAAGCUGUCAAGGGAGGACACCUCCAAAUAGUCCAUGUUUUGUUACAGAAAAGCUCUGAGUUGGGUGAAAUUAGGAAUAAUGCCGGUGAAACUGCUCUGUUCAAAGCUGCCGAGGAAGGUCAUAAGGAUAUUGUUGAGAAAUUAUUCCCUCUAAUAUCUCCCAACUACGACAGAAGAGCUCGAGAUGAACGCACACCUCUCCAUGCUGCUGUCUCCUGCGAGCACAAAGGUUUUUGCGGAAACACCAUGUCUUGCACGGCAGUCGGUGAGAGAGUCUUGGAAAAACCGCGUCUUACACGUUAUAAGAAGGUUGCACCCAGAGAUAUACAUGCACUACAGUUUUCAUCCCUUGGAGAAAUGGACAGAACACUAUACGCGGCUGUUACACGCGGGAAUGUGGAUGCUCUCGCCAAGUUGAUAGAUGAAAAACAUGAGACGAUCGGGAUGCUGCCCCUCCAAAUGGAACCUGAUCAUGCCCCUCUUCACAUUCUCAACCAGUUAACGCCCAGAAGGAAUACACCCCUUCACUUGGCAGCCUAUUAUGGCCAUCUCCAAAUCGUUGUAAUGUUGUUGAAAGUUAUCUGUGAUGACAUAGAGGCAGGGAAUGAAGAAAGCCGCCAAUUUAUUGUAGCCCAGAAUUUACAAGGCGAAACUGCUCUGCAUGAAGCUGUCAAGGGAGGACACCUCCAAAUAGUCCAUGUUUUGUUACAGAAAAGCUCUGAAUUGGGUGAAAUUAGGAAUAAUGCCGGUGAAACUGCUCUGUUCAAAGCUGCCGAGGAAGGUCAUAAGGAUAUUGUUGAGAAAUUAUUCCCUCUAAUAUCUCCCAACUACGACAGAAGAGCUCGAGAUGAACGCACACCUCUCCAUGCUGCUGUCUCCUGCGAGCACAAAGAUGUUGUUGAGUAUCUAGUAGAUCAAAAGCCGGAGCUCCUUAAGCAAGCUGAUAAUAUCGGCUGGACACCACUCCACAUAGUUGCAUAUGUUAAAAAUGCACCAGAGAUUGCGAGGAUACUGUUGAAUAAAGAUGCUUCGUUGUGUUAUAUGGUGGAUAGGAAUCGUCAGACAGCGCUUCACAUAGCAGUGAUUGAGGGCAAUGUGAAAUUAGUGAAAGAAAUAUUAAUUUACAGUCAAGAUUGCUUAGAAAUUGUUGAUAAAGAUGGGAGAAAUGCUUUCCACUUGGUGGCUGAGAAUGCAGUGCAAAUAUUCAACAAAAUUUCGAGGAGUAUCAAAACUUUAGUGCUGCUAUUACUUAUCUCUAAAAAAUAUGUCAUCAACGAUCUUGAUAAUAACGGCAAAACACCGUUAGACAUAGUGUUGGAGAAAAUGAGCAUCGACGAACGCCUUUUUUCUGGUAUGAAAAGACUGUUAAAAAAGAAUGGUGCACGGAGGACUCCAAAUAUGAUGAACAAUGAAACAUUAGAGAGAUCAUCAGCUACUCAAAAGUCACCAGAGAAGAGUCAAAUUGUCUUGGUAAAUGCUGUUUUGAUUGCCACAGUUGCUUUUCAAGCUGUAUUGACUUUGCCAGAUAAAGAUCACCAGACAACAACGUUCUUGGUUUUUGUUCUAUUUAAUGCGUUGGCAUUCUGCAGUUCAAUAGCAACAGCAGUUGUGCUGAUUUAUGCAAUUUAUGGCAAACAAGAAGACUCCCUCCUUGUGAAGACCUCCGUAAGAGGAUUAUGGAUAGCAUUGGUAGGGCUAAUCGCAGCAUUUGUUGCAGCCAUUUACAUUUUCGUGGAAUCCAAGUAUGGAUGGGUGAAAGACGUUGUGUUCGGGAUGGCAGUCGGCGUUCCCAUAGCCAUCGUGUUUAUGGUUCUUCGUUCCAAAAACUACAUCUUCAGUGAAGACAAGAUGGAAUCCCGAUCCUUCAUCAUAGUUUUCGUCUUCUCAUUUUCACUUUUAACAUUAGUUUCGUAUCUGUCUCAUGGUAAGCUGAUAUCAGCAAUCUGGACUACGCUAUUAUCUGUUUAUUUUUUGCUUUGUUUGGUGUAUGUAAGUUUUAGUAAGAAAACCGAGAGUGUAGGGACCGUUUCCGUAGAUCAUGGCGUAAUUCAUAAUGUUUUCUAUAAGGUUUGGGGUAAAACUAUCUGUACUGUUUUAUUCCUUGAAACUGCUGUAUUGUGGAUAUUGUAUGCUGUAUGAGAAGACUACUUUUAUGUAGUAUUUUUCUCUAAGUUUGUAGUAAAAUUAUAUGCACGGUUUUAUUC
Messenger RNA from Cryptomeria japonica (Japanese cedar), 2524 nucleotides. RefSeq names its product ankyrin repeat-containing protein ITN1. The coding region runs from base 15 to 2459 and encodes 814 amino acids. The record is from RefSeq and is a predicted model, not a curated record. The transcript has 5 exons. NCBI's taxonomy places the organism in Eukaryota, Viridiplantae, Streptophyta, Pinopsida, Cupressales, Cupressaceae. Gene Ontology annotation, cellular component: plasma membrane. Gene Ontology annotation, molecular function: protein phosphatase regulator activity; protein phosphatase 1 binding.